This is a messenger RNA of Magnolia sinica, 1274 nucleotides long. RefSeq names its product protein GAMETE CELL DEFECTIVE 1, mitochondrial. The transcript is spliced from 4 exons. The record is from RefSeq and is a predicted model, not a curated record. Lineage: Eukaryota; Viridiplantae; Streptophyta; Magnoliopsida; Magnoliales; Magnoliaceae. The coding region runs from base 118 to 1173 and encodes 351 amino acids.
CCUCGCUAUAUGAUUAAUUGAUUCUCUCUCUCUCUCUAACCGCCGCGAAUAUCUCUAUUCCAUACCUCCCGACCGGGAAGAAGAUAGCUUUUAUAGAGAGAGAGAGAGAGAGAGAGAAUGCAGAGCCUGAAACGUCUGCCGGCCUCUGAAAUCCUCCGGCUUUCGAUUUCAAGAUCUCUUCUCAAUCUCCCGUCCAAAUCCUCCAAACCCUCAUUUUUCUCUUUUACUUCUUCUUACUCCUCCGACAGCAAUUUCCCGAAGAAGGACGGAGAAGAUGAAUGGAACAACGCCUGGGAGUCGGCAUGGCUCCCAGAAGAUCUCGCUGCUGCGAAGAACCGCGCUCAUUGGGAGAUCGACGUUAACUUCUCCAAGGAGACCGUCGUCCUCUCCCCUGAUGUCGACCCUGAUACCAAGGCCUUCGUCCAGGACAUGGACGAGAACUGGAACCAGAGGAGAGGUGCGGCUCUCAAGAAGCUUCCUAUGAGAGGAGGAGAAGGAAGGGAUAUUGUCGAACGGGCGGCGGGCGGCGGAGAGAAGGAGAGCCUGGAGAGCAUGAAGAAGGAUUACAGGCUGAAGAAGCAGAGGAUUCAUGCUGGGCUGUGGAUGAAGGAGAUCGAGAAAGAAGAAGAGGCCAGUUUGGGGAAUUUGAGCGGUGGUGCAGAUAUUGAGAGAUUGCUCGACAGUUGCUCGGAGAUUUUCGAUACAAGCAGUAGUGAACUGAAUGACUGGAAGGUUCCUAGCUCUUCUGAGUUCAAAACUAAGCCUGAUGGGUGGGAAACAACAUCCAAAGCUCAAGAUGGGAGUGUCUGGGAGAUGUCACAAAGGGAGGAAGACAUCCUUCUCCAAGAAUUUGAGCGACGAAUUGCUUUCAGCAAAUUCCAGAUUGCUAGUUUCAUCAAGUCUCACAUAUUUAGCCGGAGGAGACCCAUUGAUGGAUGGAAAUACAUGAUAGAAGAGUUAGGCCCAAAUGCCAAAAGAGGGAAAGGAAGCACUUUGAGAUUGCCUAGUCUAUCAGAUGCAUCAACCCAACCUUUCAAGGAGGAGAAGACAUCAACAGGCCGCAGAGAUAUCUCCCCUCACAAAAGGAGGUCACAUGGGGUGACCUAUCAUUGGUCUGAGUCAUUCAUACAUCUAGGAGCCAGCCAUGGUGUAAAAAUCAUGCCAAUCGGAUGAUCCUAAGCUUCCCAUCAAGAGCAUGGAAAAUGGACAGCCAUGAUUGAGUGGAGAAACAAAAUAGCUCCAAUCAUCAUCUUGAAACAUCUACUGAUAAAUCC